Molecule: messenger RNA, 4449 nt
Organism: Thecamonas trahens ATCC 50062
Lineage: Eukaryota; Apusomonadida; Apusomonadidae
Product: serine/threonine protein kinase
Exons: 2
Coding region: 1-4449 (1482 amino acids)
Biological process (GO): protein phosphorylation
Molecular function (GO): protein kinase activity; ATP binding
Source: RefSeq, a predicted model, not a curated record
AUGUACCAUCUGAAGACCACCACCCGCCCCUCCGGAGUCGCCUCCGCCCUGGCCACCUCCCCCGCUGGCCUCGCCCUCCACCCGCCCGACCACACCCCUCCCUCGCUCUCGCUCCAGCUCGUCCCUCCCUCAGACCUCGUACUCGUCUUCGGCGAAAAUGCCGAACACGCUGCUGCGCUCAAGACUCUCUCGCUCAACGGCUACACUGCGCUACGCAGCGACGACGACUUUGAUGCUCUGCUGGCGACCACGCCGAGCCUCACCACUCUCUCGCUGGUCGGCUGCUCGGGCUUGUCUGAUUCAGCGCUUGCGAUCAUCGCCAUGCGCCUGCCCAACACCCUCACCUCGCUGGACCUCUCGCACACGACCAUCCCCACGCCUGCUGGUCUCCGCGAGUUGUGUGCGGCGGUGGAUGGGCUCGCCGAGCUGAAGAUGGGCUUCUCGUCGGCAGAUGAUGAAGUUCUGAAGAUCCUUGGCCAGGAGGCGGCCUCGCUGACAGCCAUCGCUGUCCCGCACUGCUCCAACAUCAGCGACGAGGGCGUGUUGAGUGUGACUACCCCAGACGCGGCCUGCGCCCUGGCUGCACUUGAUAUCUCGUCGUGCAUCCUGGUCUCGCCGCCGGUGCUGGAGCAUGUGGCUGCUGUCGAGGCUGCGGCUGCGAACGGCGCCGAGCGCCCCGCUUUCGCACCUGUCCCGGCUGCAGACGAGCUAGCGGCGGCGGCCUCGGCCGGCUCGUCGGCCAUCGCCGAGCUUGUGGGUGUGCGGUCGACGCUGGACGAGCUCCACACCCGCUGGGCUGACCUGGCCGAGUCCACCGUCCUGCCGGAGCCGAUCCAGGUGACGACGGCGCUUGCGGGCACCAUGGACGCCUACCUUGAUGCUGCAGAGACCAAGGCGGCGGCGUCGGAACGUGCUGCGGCGGAGGCGGCGAAGGCGGCAGCGGCAGCCCGGGCCUUUACUGAUGCGCGGUCGGUUGUGGUCGCCAAGAUGGAGGGCGUGUGUGACGGCGGACAGGAUGCGCUCAAGACCGCCCUCGAGGAGCUUGAGGAGGCUGAUGCACUCGCGGCGCGCGACAACGCGCUUGAGGCUGCUGCCGCGGCCAGCGCCGCCGCCGAGGAAGCUGCCGAAGACCGGACGGCCACACUCUCGUGUGCGGCCAGGGCUGCGCUCGCGCUUGUUGAAGGCGCCGAGGAGUAUCACUCCGAGCAGGUGCGCGAGGCCUCGCUGCCGUCGCGCGACGAGUGGGUGGCGGUGCUGCGGGCCGAGGAGGCGCACGCCGACCAUGUCACGAGCGUAUUGGCUCCAGCGACGAGCGACGCGGUGGCGGCGCUGUCGGCGGCGGUGGCAGCCUUUGACAAGGCAGCCGCCGCGGUUGAGACGGCAGUCGAUCUGCGCCGGGCGGCCAACGAGGCCGCGGUGAGCCUGGCGAUGAGACUUACGCCGCAGGCCGCGGCCGAGCUCAACGUCGAGUAUGCGGCGGCAGCGGCCGAGCUGCAGCGUGCCCAUUUUGACACGCAGCACAUUCAGGCACUGCUGGCGCUGCGCCACGAGCUGGAGGGCGCGCUCCAGACGUUACCAGAGCUCAAGGAAACCAUGUACGUCCUGGACACUGAGCUUGAUCAGAAUGGGUUGGCCAUCCGUGGGGUCAAGCGCAAGGCCCGGCGGCGUGGACGCGACAGCCCGGCCGAGUUGGCCAAGCUGGAGGCCAGGAAAGCUGAGCUAGAAGCCCAGCUUGCGGCGGUGCAGGAUCAGGCGGUCGACGUGAGCUCGCUGUUUGAAUCGACGGCAGCAAUGGAGUACUUCCCCGAUGUCGAGGCGCGCGCGCACCUCCCGUCGUACCUCGCGCGGAUGGCGUCAUCGAUGGCGGGUCCUUCGGCGCCGGAGCUGUCUGCCGGAGCCACUGCCGACGACUACGCGCCGGUCGCAGGCGGAACUCUGAAGAAGACCGGCGUCCAGGGCGACAUGCACGUGUACCGGGCAAUCCACGGUCCGACAGGCACCGAGGUUGUGGUCAAGACGAUGCGGACGGGUGUGGCCAAGGCGGCCAACCACGAGCUGCUGAAACAGAUGCGGCGCGAGGCGGCGACGACGUCGCGGCUGGACCACCCAAGCGUGGUCAAGGUGACACGGGUGUUCGAGGGCCCGGACUCGGUCUCGAUCGAGAUGCCGUACUACCCGGGCGGCAACCUGCGGACUUGGGUGGCGGACAAGAACGUGUCGAUCGCUGCUGGCGGCGACCGGCUGCUACUGGCAGUGUGGCGGCAGCUGUCGUCUGCACUGGCGCACGCCCACGCGGCCGGCGUCGUCCAUCGCGACGUCAAGCCGGACAACGUGUUUGUGGCCGACCCGGCCGUUCCGCAGGUUGUCUUGGGCGACUUUGGUAUCGCCAAGGCAGUCGAAUCGACGCAGACGCUGGGUGCAACGCUGAUGACGACGGUGGGCGGGUUUGGGUUUGGCACGGCAUACUACGCCCCGCCCGAGUCUCGGGAGGCCGAGUGGUCCAAGCUCGAGCAUCCGUACGCGGUCGACGUGUACUCGCUGGGUGUCAUCUUGCUCGAGCAUUUGACGGGCGCACACGUGGCACAACUGCCGCUGGGCGAUCCCGAGCAGAUCUCUGCGGCGCUUGAUGCUGCGGUCGGCAGCCAUCCUGUGCUGAGCCUGCUUGCGCCUGUGGUGGCGAGCAUGGUGGCGGUGGAUCCGGCGACACGGCCGACGAUGGAGAUGGUGAGCGCAGUGAUCGAGAGUCUGGUGCCCAAGCUCGACGCGCUCGCUGCAUCGCGGGCGCGGACAACGUCGCGGGUCCAUGCGCUCCACGCGCAGCGGACGGCACGCCAUCAGGUGCGCUCCGGAGACAGCUCGCUUGCGCCCAAGGUGUGGGAUGUUGUGGACGGGAGCGAUGCGGCAGCGGUACUGCAGUACGUCGGCGCGGCGGACGAGGAGACGCUGAAGGCACGCGUGACAGCGAUCGGGUUUGACACGCUCGACGAGGCUGUGGCAAGCGUGUGCGAGGCGAUCAAGGCCGAUCCGGCUGCGUUUGGCUGCGUGGCCGGCGCCAACGGGACGCUGCUGGUGGACGAUGUGGACACCGCACGGGCCCUGGGCCUGCUCAUCGGUAAGUGCGUGGUGGAGGGCGUGCACGUUCCGCUGGAGUUUGCGGGCGUGGUCUACACCAUGCUCGCCGGCGGCCCAGACACCGCGGCCGUCGAGCCGCGGCUGCCGUCGCGCGAUCCGACGCAUCACCUGGAUGCGCUGCGGUGGGCGAGCUGGGCGAGCGCGUGGACGGGCGAGACGCCCGGUGCUGCGAGCGAGACGUACGAGAUGCUUAUUGGCGUGCGGAGAGAGGCGCUGUUCGCGCUGCACGAGGCGAUGUGGCGGGUGCUGGCGAUGGGCGAGCUUGCGGUCCAUGCUGCGCUACUCACGCCCGACGAUCUGCAGCUUGCGGUCCUUGCGCCGACCGCCAUCGACCGCGACGGCCUCCUGGCGGCAGUGUCGUGGCUGGAGGGCGAUGCAGCGGACCAUGAUGCUGCUGUGCGCGCAAAGGAGCGGUGGACGACGCUGGUGCUGUCGCUGGAAGAGGUGGCGGUGCAGCUGCUGGUGAGCGCGGUGUGGGGUGUGGCGGGCUUUGGUGGCUGCGGCUUUGAGCAGGUGACGGGCGUGUUUGGCGGCGCGGUGGCUGGAUGUGAGCGCGGGCUGCUGACGCUGCCACAUCUUGUGGAUGACGAUGCGAUGUUUGGGUCGCUCGUCCUCGGCGCGCUCGGCCUCAUGGCGCCUGCGACCGAGCGGUGUGUGGUGUGUGGCGACGGGUUCCGGGCUGACGAGGGCAUGGCGUGCCGGGUGGCGACCGGGAGCGCUGCGCACUUUCUCUGCAGAAAGUGCUUCGGCGAUCGAGUGAAGGCUUCGCUGACGCCGGACGCCAUCGGGGAGUUCAAGGCGGCCGGGUGCAUGAUCAAGUGUCCGAUGGCCGAGUGCCCGGCGGAGGUGUUCUCGCUCAACGACGUCUCGCGGUGGGCGCCCGAGAGCUUUGUCGCGUUUGUCGACCUGCGGCAGGAGGUGUUCCAAGCCAAGCUGCAGCAGGAGAUGGAGGCGCGGGCGCGGGCGGAGCUGGAGGAAGCCCUCAAGGCGGAUGCCUUUGAUCGCGACGUGCACGCGGCGACGCUCCACAUCCAGAACAACAUCCUCACGCUGCGGUGCCCGCGAUGCGACGCAGCCUUUGCGACUACUCGGGAUGCGCAGCGCUCGGCUGCCACAGCUGCAACGCCGGCUUCUCAAUGCCGGCUCAAUCCGAACGGGCAGUCGUACUAUGUGACCGAGGCGCAGUUCAAGGCGGUGCAUCGCGGGCGGCAGCAGCAGGCAGUGACGGCGUACCUUGGUGGGCUUGAUGGUGCGGUGGCGGCCAAGGUGCGCGAGAUGCGGGCGCAGGACUUUGCGGAUCUGGGCAUUGUUGUGUAG